Numida meleagris (helmeted guineafowl) is the source of this 1943-nucleotide messenger RNA. It is a transcript of the gene EIF3F, whose product is annotated as eukaryotic translation initiation factor 3 subunit F. NCBI's taxonomy places the organism in Eukaryota, Metazoa, Chordata, Aves, Galliformes, Numididae. The transcript is spliced from 8 exons. Gene Ontology annotation, cellular component: eukaryotic translation initiation factor 3 complex, eIF3m. The coding region runs from base 627 to 1625 and encodes 332 amino acids. Gene Ontology annotation, biological process: translational initiation. The record is from RefSeq and is a predicted model, not a curated record. Gene Ontology annotation, molecular function: metallopeptidase activity; translation initiation factor binding; translation initiation factor activity.
CAAAAAAAAGCAAACAUUUCAAAGACACCUGAAGCUCUCGAUGCUUGUCAAACAUUAGAAGCUGCAGUGAAAAGGUUCUGAACAGAGACAGGUAGACAUAAAUUUGUUAUUUAUGAUACAAUUACAAGGAUAAAGCCAAGACAAGAGAAAAGGGAGUGCCAGAGGAGCCCCGUCGCCUGACCGCCGAGGAUGAGCGCGCAGGGCUUGUUCCGCUCCGCACCACGCAAGGCCGAGCCCCCCACCCAAACACCCCAGCGCUAGCGCAGCCCUGCUACGGCUCCCCGCCGGCCACAGCGCCCGCCACCAAUGCACUCGCUCUUACAGACAUGAGUUUAGAGCGGCGCCAGCCAGUGAGAGCUGACGGGCACGGAGGCGGAGCGUGUGAGGACCCAACCGAAGAACUGCCCGGCCCCGAGAGAAUGGGAACUAGGUUAAGCGUCGGUCUCCGGCGGCGUGCUCCACCCCAAUCGGAGCGUGGGCCCCCAUCGCUCUGUUCGGAUUGGUUAACGGCUGGAAGGCGGGCCUUAGCGUGCCCCUUCCUCCAGUGGGAAAGCGGCAGAGCGUAACAGGCGUUCCGAUCAGCCAAUUAUCGUCGGCGAGGUCUCCUACCACUCUCUCAUCGCAAAAUGGCGGCUCCGGCUCCCGCUGCGGCUCCGGCCUCUCCCGCGGCCGCCCCGGCUCCCAGCCCGACGGCGGCUCCCGCUACACCGACGGCGGGCGCGCCCCCCUCCGCAGCGCAACCCCCGCCCGCCGCCCCUGCGGCACCGCCACCCGCCGCGCCGCUGUCCGCCGCGCUCUCGGGUCCCUUCCCCGGCGGCCGCGUGGUGCGGCUGCACCCGGUCGUGCUCGCUUCCAUCGUGGACAGCUUCGAGCGGCGCAACGAGGGCGCGGCGCGGGUCAUCGGGACGCUGCUGGGGACCGUGGACAAGCACUCGGUGGAGGUCACUAACUGCUUCUCCGUCCCGCACAACGAGUCCGAGGAUGAGGUGGCCGUUGACAUGGAGUUCGCCAAAAACAUGUACGAGCUACACAAAAAGGUGUCUCCCAGCGAGAUCAUCUUGGGCUGGUACGCAACAGGUCACGACAUCACAGAACAUUCUGUCCUGAUCCACGAGUACUACAGCCGGGAAGCACACAAUCCUAUCCACCUCACUGUGGACACAAGUCUCCAGAAUUCACGCAUGAGCAUCAAAGCCUAUGUCAGUGCUCCCAUGGGAGUCCCUGGUAAAACUAUGGGCGUGAUGUUCACACCGCUGACAGUGAAGUAUGUUUAUUACGAUACGGAGCGGAUAGGAGUGGAUCUCAUCAUGAAGACCUGCUUUAGCCCUAAUCGAGUGAUCGGCUUGUCCAGUGACUUACAGCAGGUGGGGUCAGCCUCAGCCAGGAUUCAGGAUACCCUGGGAAUGGUGCUACAGUAUGCAGAGGAUGUAUUGUCUGGCAAAGUGGCCGCUGACAACACCGUUGGGCGUUUCCUGAUGGAUCUUAUUAACCAGGUGCCAAAGAUUUCACCAGAGGACUUUGAGACAAUGCUGAACAGCAAUAUUAAUGACCUUCUGAUGGUAACCUACUUGGCAAACCUCACACAGUCACAGAUAGCUCUCAAUGAAAAACUUCUGAGUUUAUAAAGAAACUUCUGCCACCCUACACUUCAAAGAGCUUCACGAGUGAGCAGAUACACACUUUCGUGGUGGUGUUACAAAUUCCCUUGGACCUUAACUUAAUUACCUAAACAACUUGGUUUACGUCUUCAUUUCUGCUUCCCUGGAAAAUCCCUGACAUGGUUUAGGAAAUUAAUAGGAACUCCUGCAGUUUGGAUGAGCCCAGUAUUUUAAAAUGGAAUAAGUGAAUCUUUUGUCUUCUGGGUUUAUCUACUUGUGUAACAAAAUACAGCUUUAAUGUAAGAAAUUAUUUGAAAUAAAAGUCCAAUUGCAUUGGCAAGAAUA